Nymphaea colorata (pocket water lily) is the source of this 1651-nucleotide messenger RNA. Its product is annotated as UPF0496 protein 4-like. Lineage: Eukaryota; Viridiplantae; Streptophyta; Magnoliopsida; Nymphaeales; Nymphaeaceae. The coding region runs from base 221 to 1285 and encodes 354 amino acids. The record is from RefSeq and is a predicted model, not a curated record. The transcript has 2 exons.
ACCGCGCCUCCUUCGUUUUUCCUUUUUAUUCUAUUUGUCUUGAAUAUGUUUCUGCGUUUGUUUUGGUCCGUUCUGAUCUUCAAAUGCCUCUGUUUCCGUGAGGAAUCCCGUCUUUUGCGGGCGGGCAUAAGGUGCGUUCCCUUUUUGUUGCGGUGGCUGGGGCUCGUGCUAAGGCUCCUGCUUCUUUUCCCUCUUUGGUUGCGAAUGGGAAGUCUCAAAAAUGAGUCGACUGCACGAUGGCCAGAAACCUUUCUUCCAUUUUGGCGGUCACUUGCGCAAGAUCCUUCCAAGUGGGUUCCGCACACCUGCCAAGUUUCGAACUUUGUUACAGAACUUUGAGGAAUCGUUGGACAGGAGACUGCAGAAUCUCAAACCGAAGAACAGGAGUGAUGUUCUCAAUAUUUCAUGGAUGACUCAGGCAAUAGAGUCUCUGUCUGAGACGCACAAUGAUGUCAAAUCGCUCAUAACAAAUCUUCAAUUUCCUUCCAGUGAUUGGGAUGAGAGCUGGAUGGAUUCAUAUUUGAACGACAGCUUGAAACUCCUGGACGUCUGCAUCUCACUGAGCUCUGAGGUCUCCAGACUUGAUCAGGGGCAGCUUCUGCUUCAGUAUGCCAUUCAUCUUUUGAAUGUUUCUGAUGGCCACCCACCAUCCGAUCAGCGGUUUCGAGCUCGUGAUUCCAUUUCAGAGUGGCUGCAGCAAGUUGGACCAAAGGGAUCAAAUCCAGUGACGCCAAGGAGUGCCAAACUGGAGCAUUGUCUUGAUAUAUUGCGUGAGCUUGUGAAUACGCUUUAUGCCCCAAAGAUCAAAACAUCUGCCAGGGGGAGGAUAUUGUUGCGGGCUAUGUACGGUGUGAAGGUUCAGACCAUAUUUGUUUGUGGUGUCUUUGUAGCAGCUUUCUCAAGGUCGGCAAAGGCAUUAGUGGAGUUGCAGGUGCCAGAGAAAUUUUUGUGGUCAUCAACCUUUAUGGAUGUCCAGAAUGACAUCAAUAGCGAAAUCAGGAGGUUGUUUGGGGAGGGCUCAUUGACUGUAUUGAAGGACGUAGAGGCCGUUGAUGGCCGUGCUAGAGAACUUUUGGCCUUGACUGAGAAUGCGUCAGAGGCUUUUAGUAGUGAAGAUGCUGAAAUGCUGAAGAACUGUGUAACGGAGUUGAAGGAGAAGGUAGAGAAUUUUGCUCAAGGACUAGACCUUCUUUCAAAGCAAGUCGAUGGGUUUUUCCAAGUUGUUUUGCAAGGCCGUGAUGCUCUGCUUUGCAACUUAAGGGUUUCAAGUGAGCAGCCGAAGUGAAGACGGUAGCAUGAUUGAUUUCUAUACUGCUUUGUGCAUCCUCGCCUACUUGAUCUUCCCUUUGCUUGAACUUGAAGUACUUAAGAAUAGUAAUCCUAGUAAACGAGUAGAAAUCUUGUUUGAUUGUAACAUGUCUAGUAUACGUGUGUGUGCGUGUUUGUGCCUGUGGUGAUGUGUGUAUAUAUGGUCCUAUAGUUAAUCAUUCAUGGUAUUAUGUAAUCAUUGUUCAAUGCCGAUGGUAUUAUGUAAUCAUUGUUCAAUGCCGAGUUUGUCAGAUGUCGGGCGAAGUUGUUUGUAUCGUCUGUCUUACAUUGUCUUUUCUUUGUCAAUAGAAAUCCAUGUUGCCGCUGAUUUUGCUUUCUCUAA